This is a messenger RNA of Medicago truncatula (barrel medic), 1782 nucleotides long. Its product is annotated as 7-deoxyloganetin glucosyltransferase. The record is from RefSeq and is a predicted model, not a curated record. Gene Ontology annotation, molecular function: quercetin 7-O-glucosyltransferase activity; quercetin 3-O-glucosyltransferase activity. The coding region runs from base 152 to 1606 and encodes 484 amino acids. The transcript has 2 exons. NCBI's taxonomy places the organism in Eukaryota, Viridiplantae, Streptophyta, Magnoliopsida, Fabales, Fabaceae.
ACUCAUAGAUUCUUUAACUUUGGUUUGUUUUCUUUGUUCUUUUCCUUAUACCAUUUUCUUACAUAUAUUCCAUAGUUUGAUACUGGCCUUUUCUUUUUACUAAAGAAAGAUCUAUACUCACUUUAACAUUUCAUAAGAAAAAAAACCAGAGAUGAGUAAUUUUGCUGAGAAAAAACCACAUGCAGUGUUAACUCCAUAUCCACUUCAAGGUCAUAUCAAUCCAAUGUUAAAACUAGCAAAACUACUUCACCUUAGAGGCUUUUACAUAACAUUUGUCAAUACUGAAUACAAUCACAAACGCUUGCUUAAGUCAAUGGGUCCAAUACCCUUUGAUGGUUUCACUGACUUUCGCUUUGAGACCGUUCCAGAUGGUUCAACUUCACAUGGUGAUGAUGUUAGUCAAGACUUCCAAUCUCUUCGUGAAUUAAUCAGAACGAACUUCAUCGACAGUUUUCGUGAACUUCUUGCCAAACUUCAUGACUCUUCCAAAUCUGGUCUUAUACCUCCUGUUACUUGCUUAGUUUCUGAUAGUUUCAUGUCAGUUACCAUACAAGUUGCUGAAGAACUUGCACUCCCAAUUGUUCUCCUUAUCCCAUCUAGUGCUUGUUCUUUCUUGUCUGCUUUACAUUUACGUACAUUGAUUGAGAAAGGUGUCAUACCCCUCAAAGAUGAGAGUUAUCUAACAAAUGGAUAUUUGGAGACUAAAGUUGAUCGGAUUCCAGGUUUGCGAAAUUUCAGACUGAAGGACUUUCUUACUUGCAUAAGGACAACAAAUCCUAAUGAUUCGUUGAUAGAAUUUCUCAUUGAAGUAGUAGAUAGAUUUCACAGAGCCUCUGCUAUUGUUUUCAAUACUUUCAAUGAGCUUGAGAGUGAUGUUAUGAAUGUUCUCUAUUCUAUGUUCCCUUCUCUAUACACCAUUGGCCCUUUUGUUUCUUUUUUAAAUCAAAGUCCACAGAAUCACUUGGCGUCUUUAGAUUCAAGUCUUUGGAAAGAAGACACUGAAUGUCUUGCAUGGCUUGAAUCGAAAGAACCGGGAUCUAUUGUAUAUGUAAAUUUUGGCAGUACCACAGUCAUGUCUGUAGAAAAAUUGUUAGAGUUUGCAUGGGGUUUGGCCAACAGCAAGAAACCCUUUUUGUGGAUCAUUAGGCCUGAUCUUGUCAUUGGUGGCUCGGUGAUUUUUUCAUCUGCGUUUGUGAAUGAAAUUUCAGAUAGAGGCCUAAUCGCGAGUUGGUGUCCACAAGAGAAGGUGUUGAACCAUCCUUCAAUUGGUGGAUUUCUAACUCAUUGUGGAUGGAACUCAACCAUUGAGAGCAUAUGUGCUGGAGUGCCAAUGUUGUGCUGGCCAUUUUUUGCUGAUCAGCCGACAAACUGCAGAUACAUUUGCAACAAAUGGGAGAUUGGGAUCGAAAUUGACACCAAUGUCAAGAGAGAGGAGGUGGAGAUGCUGGUAAAUGAAUUGAUGGUGGGAGAGAAAGGAAGGAGGAUGAGGCAAAAGACAAAUGAGUUGAAGAAGAAGGCAGAGGAGGACACAAGACCGGAAGGUGGUUCAUAUAUGAACUUGGACAAAGUGAUUAAGGAGGUGUUGCUUAAACAAAAUCAAACUUAAGUGACUUCAUUUCUGAAAAGCAGUACUGUAUAAAUUCAUUGAUGUUCUCCUAUUCAAGUGAUAAUGCUAUUGACACUAAUAUGUAAUCAGUUCAUGAUGAUGGAAUUGAACUCAUCUUCAGAAAUUAUUCCUAAACUAAAAUAGUUAUUCCAAAACCACUUUGUUUUUGUCUCGAA